AUGAGCCGCACGCUCACAGAGGCAGAAAGAGCAUUGGAUCACGAGCUGGCCCUGCUAUUGACUCACGCAUUGCGCCUCACCAUAUUGCCUUGGUAUAGCAAAUUAACGCCCGACAGAGAACUUUUCUCCCUCGUAACACUCUCUACUCGCUCCAUACUCUGCCAUCUCGCACAAGUCUUCUCUCAAGGUGCCAACAAGCAAGCUCUGAGGCAAUUAUGGACGCAGCAUCUACCUCAUCUGCUCAAAGAGCACAUUGCAAACACCCGCUUUGCGCAGCGAGAGGUGCAAAGGGUUGGACAAGCAUCAGUGCUGGCUCAGACUUUUCUUGAGAAGUACCCGCACGUGGCCCUCUCCACGAGCAGUUCGAACGGAUCGUGUCUCCAUGUCCACGUCGAUUCGACCUACUUGGCCGUACUAUUGGAGCAUUUUCUUGAUGCUGUGAUUCCUACAGAACAUUUGGAGAGCGAUUGCGAGCGAUACUUGCUCAGGGACUUGCUUAUGGCCGUGCUGAGCGGGGCUAUCCUGCAAAGGACCAUUCAACCAUGGUUCUUGGUCCAGUCUUUUCACAAAUGGCUGGACAGUCGGGAAACGCAUACGAGCGCUCCACCGCAGCACAAACCAGUGAGCGACGAGGGAAUAUUCAGCUCAUCGUAGCUUGUGAUGUUGUUUGGAAUUCAACGACUUGCGCCUUGCGACUCGAGGCCGAGUAUGCUGACUUGGCAUGUCUGUCCGCUUCGACGCCGCCCCUUCGCAGAAUCAACUUGCCCUCUGGCAAUCCGUUGCUGCUCAUCUACGCGUCUCCCUUUCCCUGCUCGUCUCUCUGCUGAGCUCGACGUUCCUCGCAGUACUCAGAGCAUACUUUGAUCUAUUCGACGUCUCCUUCAUCGCUCCCCCCUACGCACACGGUGCGCGCACGAGAGCAGUAGCAGCGCGUCAAGGGGGCAAAAAGGCGGCAUCUGCUCGGACCUCUUUAGAUUGCAACGAUGACCGUGUGCCCAGCCGAGACCGGUCAUCUCUUGUCAGCUCAGCAGAAACCGGUAGAAGCGCUGAAAAAAGAGGCAAUCGAUCUGCUAAAAGCUGCAGCAUGGCGGCAUGGGUGGACCUCUUUGAAAUGCUGCUCGACACUUCCAGCCGCAUCUGUUCUCGUCUCUCCAUGACCUUGCUUCACCUGCUCCUCGAUCUUGGUCUCUCGGACGCGAUUGAGGACAAGCUUUCGAGAGCGGUCUUUUCAGCUUUGGAUCCUGAGCAAUUGGCGAAGAUUGUGCCUUCACUUCGAGAAGCUAUGUUUCCAGAUGGCAAGUCAGGUCCGCCCGCUCCGCCUGCGCCUGCGCCGGACCAAGCAGAGCAAGAAGAAGAGUACGAGCGAUUGGUCGUCAGACUUGCAGGGUCGAUUCCGAGUGAGCCGCGUCCUUGUGCUCGUGUGAUGGAGCAGAGGCAGGGAGCUUGGCUGAUCGACUUUGGUCCCGUUCCAACUAUGCGCAAUGCAUUGUAGCCAUGGCGCGUAUGGCUCUUCUAGGUCCCGACGAACGAUCGCAGCUCGACACGCUACACGAAGCUUUCGGACCUUUUUUGGCUCCACCGCUGCAGAUUCCAACAAAGGGCGACGAUCACGCACCAUCCCACAAAAACGAUUCGCUCUCGGAAUUGGCAAAUUGCUCUACACUUCUUCGCAUUUUGGAGCAAUUACUGCUCGUCUUGCGGCUCGAGCCUUGCCUACAACCGUCAUGA
This is a messenger RNA of Ceraceosorus bombacis, 1728 nucleotides long. The record is from the annotation of a GenBank genome assembly. NCBI's taxonomy places the organism in Eukaryota, Fungi, Basidiomycota, Exobasidiomycetes, Ceraceosorales, Ceraceosoraceae.